AUGGAAGGAUCAACAUUAUCAAAUGCACUUUGUAUAUCAAUAAAUGCACAAAAUGUAGUUGCAUGUCUGGCAAAAGAAUUUAUAUCUGAGAUCAAAGAGGCAAAACUCUCUGCUGCACUUUUUCCUUUCCGGAAACCAAAUUGUUGUUCAGAAGGUGUUGUUAUGGGUGCAUAUUUAUCUAAAAACGAAGGAAUCCAAUCAUCAUUUUUUGAUGGCUUAUGUAUAGGCACUCUCUUAAAUCUCCUAAUAUAA
Parnassius mnemosyne (clouded apollo) is the source of this 252-nucleotide messenger RNA. The record is from the annotation of a GenBank genome assembly. NCBI's taxonomy places the organism in Eukaryota, Metazoa, Arthropoda, Insecta, Lepidoptera, Papilionidae.